Messenger RNA from Gambusia affinis (western mosquitofish), 1809 nucleotides. It is a transcript of the gene gjd6, whose product is annotated as gap junction protein delta 6. Gene Ontology annotation, biological process: cell communication. Gene Ontology annotation, cellular component: connexin complex. NCBI's taxonomy places the organism in Eukaryota, Metazoa, Chordata, Actinopteri, Cyprinodontiformes, Poeciliidae. The transcript has 2 exons. The coding region runs from base 89 to 1165 and encodes 358 amino acids. The record is from RefSeq and is a predicted model, not a curated record.
UCUAAGCGAGAGGUGGAAUAUUUUAAUUUAGACUGCUCUAUUCCUGGCAGCUCUUUCUUUACCAAAGCAACUAGCAGCCACAGGAAUCAUGACCGAGUGGACUUUACUCAAACGUCUCCUGGAUGCUGUCCAUCAUCACUCCACUAUGAUCGGACGCCUAUGGCUCACAGUCAUGGUUAUUUUCAGGCUGCUCAUUGUUGCUGUUGCUACAGAGGAUGUGUAUACGGAUGAACAAGAAAUGUUUGUUUGCAACACUUUACAGCCAGGAUGUUCAACUGUUUGCUACGACACAUUUGCACCCAUCUCACAGCCUCGGUUCUGGGUGUUUCACAUAAUCAGUGUAUCCACUCCGUCACUUUGCUUUAUCAUUUACACAUGGCAUAACCUGUCCAAGCUACCACAGAAUAGUUCUCAGAUGCUGGGAAAUCGACCAAGGCAUAAAGCCAUUGAUGUAAAGCAAGAGGAAAGACAAGAGACAUUCAACUGCAGCUGUGACUCGGACAGUUGCUCAAUCCACUCCCAUAAGCAUCUAGGUCACAGCCUAGCAGAUGUGCUGGAGGACCUCACUACUAAGAACAUUCAGAAAAAGGACCUAAACAAUACAGUGAACUUGAUCCAUCCCCAAACCUGCACCUUCAGAGAGGGCACUGAGGUAGCUCAAGUUGGUUCUGGUGGAGUUCUGUCCAAAUGUUACAUUUUCCAUGUUUGUCUGAGGGCUGUCUUGGAGAUUGGCUUUGUCUUGGCCCAGUGGAAGCUGUAUGGCUUCCAUGUACCUGUCCAAUUUCUUUGCACUUCUUCCCCAUGCAGGCAACCGGUGGACUGCUACAUAUCCAGACCCACAGAGAAGACUAUCUUCCUCCUCUUUAUGUUCUGUGUAGGAGUUUUCUGCAUUAUGCUGAACCUCCUGGAAUUAAAUCAUCUGGGUUGGAAAAAGAUUCGUCAUGUAUUGAGGGAUGUGACCAGCACUACCUCUCUACCCACUCUGGACCUGGUGGUGGGUCAUCAGCCUGAUUGGAGCUGUGCACUUAGCCGUGAAGUUGUGGAAGUAGAAGUCAGGCCUGGACAAGCAAAGAGAUCUGACUCACAUAAAUAUGAGAGGCAGCUUCUGAAGACCAAGAAGGAGAUUGAAAGGUGCAAACAGAGGAGUGCUGAGGUCUGGAUAUAGACAAAAAUGGACAAAAAUGCCUGCUGCUGUGGAAUGUGAGCUAGCUCAUUUACAAUAUUUAACUUACAGUUAGCUUUAAGACACUUGUUAUGGUAGCUUUUACAGUUUGAGAUGGCAACUAAAUGGCAUGGGUCAAUGUAAUGUGAGGCAAAUUUAAUUAAGCAUAACCUUUCUGUGAAUGUUUGGUACUAGUAUUUAAUGUGUCUUUGUGCUUAUAAACCCAGGCGGGACCAUCUACAGGUUUUUCAAUAUUUGUGAGCAGAGGGACUGACAAUAAUAUCCCAAUGGCCUUAAGGUUUUCUUCUUUUAAGUAGUCGACAUCUUAAUUUCAGAUGAGUUUGGGAUCAUGUCCUUGUAUUUUGAACAACACAACUAAUUAUAUAAAAAAUAUCAUAGCCUUGAUCACUGGGAUUAAUAUUUGUAUUCUCUCUCCAUCAGUGUUUUUAGGCUGGAAUAUUAUUUUCCAUUUAAUAAAAUAUUUUUUGUGAAACUUAGCAUUUCUAGUAUUCCUGCAGUCACUAUUAUUUUUGAUGCUGGUUUCUAAUUCUCAGAGAUUUAACUUUGAAUUUCCAUGUGUUUCACAGAGUCAUGAAAAUAUUUUGUUCGUCUUAUGUCUGGAGAAAAUUAAAAAUAGAUGAUUUGUA